Molecule: messenger RNA, 1362 nt
Organism: Manacus vitellinus (golden-collared manakin)
Lineage: Eukaryota; Metazoa; Chordata; Aves; Passeriformes; Pipridae
Exons: 12
Coding region: 1-1362 (453 amino acids)
Cellular component (GO): cytoplasm
Source: RefSeq, a predicted model, not a curated record
AUGCCUCGAGCCUCCAAGGUCUGCUGGGCCUGCGCAGAGUUCCCGAUGGAGAAGAGACCCCCCGCCUGCCCCAAGCAGGCCUGGAUGGAAGACAGCUCUUCCCAGGAGAGCCGCUCUCCAGGUCUGCAGCUUCCAUCCUCCUGUGAGGUGACCACCAUGCAGCCCCUGAAGCUGGCCAGGAGCUGCAAGGGAAGGCUGUGCCAAGGCAGUGGACAGAGAGCUGGGUGGAGGGCAGAUAUCCUUUGCUCCCUCCUCUCGCUGGACCCUCUGCAGCUCUCCCUGCUCUUCCCCCCCUUAGAUGCCAGCUGGUUGCCCAUCUACAAGGAGGAGCAGGAAGCUGUUGAUUCCAUCCUGGCCUUUGUCACCAGCCCCAACAAGGAGGAGAGAGACAAGGCCACAUUUCUUCGGAGCAUCUCCGUGCUGUGCCGAAGCGCCCUGAAGCAUGGCCUGACCCAGGGCCUGGACCUGUUCUGCGACAUGUACCAGCUGGCAGAGAACAUCACGGCGCUGCUGGAAGAAGAACCAAGGGACCUGCUGCGCACAGACCUUCGGCAUCUUUCCAUGCUGGCUCUGGAGAAAUUGAGCUUGGUGGACACAGCGCUGGAGGGCAAAGCCAAAAGCCUCCUCCGUGCGUGUUUCUCAAGUGUCUUCUGGCUGCCUGCAGAGAAGGAGAUGCCAAAAGGGGACCUUGCCCUCUACAUCAAGACCCUGAACUCCAUGGACAGCAUGCUGAGGACAAUGGUGCUCAGCUUUCCUGCCUCUCGAGUCAGCGAGGAGCUGCAGGGCAUCUUGGAGCUGCUGCUGGACUUCACCAGAUGCAAGAGAGAGGCUGUGAGGGAGAGGGCCAUGGCAAGGAUCGAUGUGCUGGCCUGUGUGCUGUCCGACUAUUCCACUCUGCAGGCCCAUGCCAACGUCAGAAGAGGCACUGCUGGACCUGUCUGCUCUGGGGAGAUCCAGCUCCCAUUCCUAGGAAAGCUGCUGGGGCGUCUCAUCCUUUUCCGGUUCUCUGAGGAGCCGACAAGCUGUGCAGCUUUCCAUGCUCUUUUUGCCCUGGCUGAGUUCAUCUUUGAAUCCAGGCUAAAGGACAGAGCAGGCCAAGUCCACCGGAAAGCUGUGACCACCUCCGUGCUGUGUUCUCUGAGCCCCAGGGACUGUGCCAAGGCCUUUGGAAAAUACCUGCAGUCCCACGAGAGGACAGAUGUCAUCCUCGUGGCCAUCGAGGCGUUGGGAGAUGCCAGCAUCCUCGACCAGCAGGUGCCCAGCAGCCUGCUGGAUGUGGCCUUGGAGGACCCGGAUGUCUGGCUGACAGAUGUAAGUGGGCUGUGGCUGCAUUGCGCCCAAGAUAGUCAGCAGCAUCCUUGA